Molecule: messenger RNA, 630 nt
Organism: Cornus florida
Lineage: Eukaryota; Viridiplantae; Streptophyta; Magnoliopsida; Cornales; Cornaceae
Exons: 2
Coding region: 1-630 (209 amino acids)
Source: RefSeq, a predicted model, not a curated record
AUGGAUCAAGUUGAAACUCAGUUGACCUUAAUGGAUGUGAAAAAGGAUCACCUGAAGAUCAUCCUAGCAACUUACAAGUUUGCUAAGGAUGCCAAACUUUGGUGGAAGACGGUUACGAAUCGGCAUAAGGUGGAAGAGAUGAUCUGGGACAAGUUCAAGGAACUAUUCUAUGAAAAGUAUUUUUUGAUUUCUAAAAGAUGGGAGCUAAAAGACCAGUUUCUUGGCCUUAUCCAAGGUAACAUGUCAGUGGCAGAGUAUGAGAACAAAUUCACUUCACUUUCUCGCUUUCCUUUGGAAAUGGUGAGAUAUGAAGUUGACAAGACUCGAAAGUUUGUUUCCGGUCUUAAUGGCCGAAUGAGGCCGUUUAUAAUGGCACAGUUUAGCAAAGUUUAUUCUGAAGCAGUGGAAAGGGCUUUGAUGCUUGAGGUUGAUAUCAAAGAUAAAAAUGCAAGGAGGGAACAGUGGAAACAAAAGAGGGGUGCAGGCCAUCUUCGGAAGGAUCUUCUUGGAAGAGGAACAUGGGUGGUUCAUCUCAGUUUCAGGGGCAGCAGUCUACACAAUUUGCUCCUACCACUCCUAUGCCAGUUGGAUCUGAUAAGAGUGGAUGGCCUCACUGGGCCUUAUAUCUAA